AGUCCAUUAACAGAAGUCUGACAGCUCUUCAGCUUUUAACCUUGUUACAUGAUCUUCCUCAGUGGAUGGAGUUGGGACUGAAAAACACCACACACAGCAUGAGAAACCCUACUGGGAUGUCACUCUGUGUGUAAUACACACAUCAGGCCACUAGAGGGUAGUACACAGUUGAAUCACAACUGUUCAAACACUGACAAACACAAGAAGCAGUGUUAUGGGAAGUCUUAAUGCUGACGGAGCGAACAGGAUGCAUCCAGGUAAACUCGAAACUGUCGAGCUGAUCCGUGGCAUGGUGGAGAAACUGUCGACUUGUGAUUUACACAGAGAGAUCCUUGAGCUAACUUGUUGAAGCAGACAUGGAGAGCGACUCUGAAACACACAGUGGUGAAGAUACUACUCCUGAUGACUGGAUGGAAUUGGCUGAUGACAGUCCUGCUGCCAGUCCUGCUGCCAGUCCUGCUGCCAGUCAUGGUGCCAGUCAUGGUGCCAGUCAUGGUGCCAGUCAUGGUGACAGUCCAGCCAACAGUCCUGCUGUCACACAGGAACCCUCAGAAAAAGAGGAUUUUAAACUGUCCCUGAUCACCUGGAAUGUGGACGGGCUUGAUGUGGAAAACCUUCCAGAGCGUGCCAGAGGCCUGGUUAAAUAUUUAAACUUAUACAAACCUGAUGUGGUGUUCCUGCAGGAGCUCAUUGACCCUUAUGUCCACUUCUUGAAGAAACGGUUUGUCAGUUACCUGAUGAUUGAAGGUGCUGAGGAAGGUUACUUUACAGGGAUGUUGCUGAAAAAGUCACGAGUCACAUUUGUGGAGAGUGAGAUAGUACCUUAUCGCACCACUAAGAUGAGGAGGAACCUGCUUGUUGCUCAGGUGAUCGUCGAUGGCCAGAAGCUGUGCCUGAUGACAUCCCACUUUGAGAGCUGUAAGGCCAAUGCUAAAGAGCGUAUGAAUCAGCUGCAUGUGGUGAAGUGGAGGUUUAAACAUGCACCUGAUGAUGUCACCGUUGUGUUUGGGGGAGACACAAACCUGAGGGAUGGGGAGGUACCCAAGGUGGGCCUGCCUGCAACUGUCUGUGAUGUGUGGGAGCGACUGGGCAAGCAGGAGCACUGCCGCUACACGUGGGACACCACUGCCAACAACAACAAGAAAGCUUCCUACCCUGUUCGCUUCCGCUUUGAUAGAAUCUACCUCCGCCCGGCCAUCAGACGUGGAGUCCCACGUCUGGCCCCUGAUCACAUGGCCUUGGUGGGGCUGGAGAAGCUGGACUGUGGCCGCUACACUAGUGAUCACUGGGGAAUCUACUGCACCUUCACAGCUGAAUAGAACUACACAAAACAACCAAAAACAUGACAGUUAAG
Pundamilia nyererei is the source of this 1354-nucleotide messenger RNA. Its product is annotated as tyrosyl-DNA phosphodiesterase 2-like. Gene Ontology annotation, biological process: double-strand break repair. NCBI's taxonomy places the organism in Eukaryota, Metazoa, Chordata, Actinopteri, Cichliformes, Cichlidae. Gene Ontology annotation, molecular function: 5'-tyrosyl-DNA phosphodiesterase activity; single-stranded DNA binding. Gene Ontology annotation, cellular component: PML body; cytoplasm. Bases 357 to 1319 code for a protein of 320 amino acids. The transcript is spliced from 8 exons. The record is from RefSeq and is a predicted model, not a curated record.